AUGGAGCCUUCAAAGCCAUCCGCGCAGUACGUCGACGCCGCAACACAAACCACCUCUCAGGACACCACAGCGCCCUCUCCAAACGCAGCAUCUCCUCGCUACAAAGAUGCCGCAACACAAGCAUCUGCUCCAAACCCUUCACCUGUUCCAAUGUCCGCUUCGGAAAUCUCACACUUUGCUUCGCGUUUGCGGACCCUAUCACCACCAUCACCACGCGCUAGCUCGUCACAAGCACCCGACGUAUCUGCCGAAUCAUCCGACGACGAUGAGAGCAUAGACGAUGAGACGAUAGAUGCCACAAUUCGACAAGCAAUGGAAUUUGCGAAGCAACACUUGGCUUUCAUCCAAGAAAGCGAGAAUCCGCCCAACGAGUCCCAGUACACGGCUGCUCAUCAGGCGCAAAUUCAGCACGUCAUCAGCACCGUAAAGGCCGCAGUGCAAAUGAGGCGGAAGAUGGAUGCUCAUAUCGCGCGUACGAAAGAAUACCUCGAUAGCCACGCCGCGAGUGCAGCGGAAGCAAGCAGAAUUCAUCAAGAGACGUUACGGAUGGUGGAGGAGAUCAAUGCAGCACUUGCACGCACGGAACCAGAAAGCGAGGUAAAUACGGAGGAUGCACCCGCUGGAUCCACGGAGUCUGAUGCUCAGAAAAGCGGUCGCCAGGACGGGUGCAAGACGCAGUAG
Molecule: messenger RNA, 681 nt
Organism: Exserohilum turcica Et28A
Lineage: Eukaryota; Fungi; Ascomycota; Dothideomycetes; Pleosporales; Pleosporaceae
Exons: 1
Coding region: 1-681 (226 amino acids)
Source: RefSeq, a predicted model, not a curated record